GCGACAGGCUGCGCUCUGAAAUAAACGCAAUGAUAUCAACGAAGCACAGGAACUAGGUCCAAGUCAAACACAAAACCUGUUCCACUGAGCGGUUCGAGAUGGUUUUAGAAACUAUUUCCAGGAUAAUAAAAAUCCAGCUUCCAGCCUACCUGAAGAAGCUUCCACUUCCGGAGACGAUCGGCGGCUUUGCGAGGUUAACAGUGUCCGAAUGGCUGCGGCUGCUGCCCCUCCUGGGUAUCCUGGCACUGCUGGGGUAUUUGACCAUUCGCCCCUUUCUGCCGAAGAAGAAGAAGCAGAGAGACAGCCUGAUCAACCUGAAGAUCCAGAAGGAGAAUCCAAAAGUGGUCAAUGAAAUCGACAUCGAGGACCUGAAAAGCACAAAUGUGUGUUACUGUCGCUGCUGGCGCUCCAAAACUUUUCCUGUUUGUGACAAGUCGCACUUAAAGCACAACGAGCUGACGGGAGACAACGUGGGACCGCUCAUACUGAAGAAGAAGAUCCUUUAAUCCAGCACUGAUGGCAGUUGUCCUCUAUCCCGCUUGACGUUUUUUUUUUUUUUGUUUUGUUUUGUUUUUUUGCUUUGUAUCACGUUUUCUUAAAGGACAAUCGACGGUCUAAUGCAGUUAAAGCUGUUUUUGUACAAAUCGGAAGGUUUGACUGUUUUUCUAAUGUCCCGUUUGUUCACUGCUGUGGGUUAAGAGAGCAGCUUUUUCAUACAACCGUUAACGUCAGCUUUUAGUCUUUUUGGAGUCGGUAACAGACCGCUGGGACCACCGAGAGGG
Molecule: messenger RNA, 782 nt
Organism: Salarias fasciatus (jewelled blenny)
Lineage: Eukaryota; Metazoa; Chordata; Actinopteri; Blenniiformes; Blenniidae
Gene: cisd2
Product: CDGSH iron sulfur domain 2
Exons: 3
Coding region: 99-506 (135 amino acids)
Biological process (GO): regulation of autophagy; autophagy of mitochondrion
Cellular component (GO): mitochondrial outer membrane; intracellular membrane-bounded organelle
Molecular function (GO): 2 iron, 2 sulfur cluster binding
Source: RefSeq, a predicted model, not a curated record